AUGCAGAAACCUCCGGAGUGCAAGUUGACUGAAAUGGGCACUGAAUACAUUGGGAGGCAGAACAUGGACGUAUCAGGUUCUCUAUGCACCCCUUGGAAAAAUGCUUUCAGCAGUCUCACUGAUAUGUAUCAAGCUAUACCUGAUUCAAAGGGCAUGGAGAAGGAGCACAACUUCUGCCGCAACCCAUAUGGAGAAUUUGAUGUUCCCUUCUGCUAUGUCAAUAAUGAAAUCAAAGCCUGCGAUGUUCCCUUCUGCCCAGAUGUUGUAGAAGACACCACAGGGAAUGUUGGCAACGAGGGGAAUGUGUACCCUGAAUGCCUUCUGUCAAAGAAAGGGAAGGAAUACGUAGGAACCAUGAGUAUCACCGAGACAGGAAAAGAUUGUCUUCUGUGGGCCAACCAAGUUGAUGACAUGCCUUGGGAUUUCUACAUGACACAAUUUGAACCAAAAGACGACUCAUGGAAAAAGUUGUAUUAUGGCUAUGAAACAAGAUACUUGUUCUUGAAUGAUCCGCCAAAUUGCAAGCUGACGGCUAUGGGAGGAGAAUAUGUUGGAAAACAAAAUGUCACCAUUUCUGGCCUUUCUUGUCAACCCUGGGUGACAACAUUUUCCGCGAGUGAAAGGUUGAAUUACGCGGCAACUUCGAUGUUCCCUGAAGAAAUUGACUCAACUAACAACUUUUGUCGCAGUCCUAGCCCAACUAGUCCCAACGAGCGAAGUCCUUGGUGUUACAUAGAACCUUUUCCCGACGGGAAAUGGGGGUAUUGCGAUGUUCCCUUUUGCCCCAAAAAUGAGGGAGAAGAAUGUGACAUACGAGUCGAGGGAAAAUGCGUCGUU
Darwinula stevensoni is the source of this 837-nucleotide messenger RNA. The record is from the annotation of a GenBank genome assembly. NCBI's taxonomy places the organism in Eukaryota, Metazoa, Arthropoda, Ostracoda, Podocopida, Darwinulidae.